ACGAAAAUGACAUGAAAAGCAUAAAAGUACAAAACAACAGAUUUCACGGCCGUCAUAACAACAAAAUUUUAAUUUGCAAUUGUAAUUGUAACGCGUAAAUGUCGAUAAAGUACAGCUAAACGAGCCAGGAUUGCUGAUAAGUGUAACUGAAAUGGAAUGAAUUGAUAAGUCGACCACAUUUUUAAGUGUUUUUGAACGAUGGUGGAUUCGAAAUAAUAAGUAUCUUGUUCAGAAUAGAGUGAUAUCGAAAAAAAUCAUUGAUGCAAAAAAUUGCUUUCCUCUGCGCUUUUUCAUUAGCCGGAUUGUAAAAUCGAAGCUGUAGUGGAGGUUUUCGGCGAUUAUAGCCUUUCUUCAAUCGACGUUUAGCGAAAAUGGUUCGCAUUCGACGAAAAUUCCUAUUCAUUCUAACCGGAACUGCGCUGUUCAUCUUUCUGUUACUGUAUGUCAUCCUGAACCGUUCGAUUUCAAUGGAAAAGCCUAGUAAUGAUUUUCUCUUGUUAGAGGACAAAAUCAAACAGCUAGAAACGGGAUUGAAUAAACACCGACGAGAGUUUGGUGCCAUGAAGCAACAGUUUGACACUAUUCGGUCGAACGGAGGUCAGCAAGAUCGUAGAAACGACGGUGAUGACUACGGGGAGGAAUCCCGACUGGAUAAAGUCCCCGCAGUAGCGGCACCACAUUUGGGUAACCGGGAAAUGAUCAAGGAUUCGGUGAUCAGUGCUAACCGGGAUACCGGUGGAAGCUGCGCACUGCGGACGGAUAUUGUUCCACAGCCGGAUAUCCAGAUGCUGGAUAUGUACGAGAAUGUUCCCUUUGAUAACAUUGACGGGGGUCCUUGGAAGCAGGGCUGGAGGGUGACGUAUGACGAAAAGCAUUGGAAUCAACACCACAAGUUGAAGGUAUUUGUGGUACCGCAUUCCCACAACGACCCCGGUUGGAUUCAAACCUUUGACGAGUAUUACGAGCAUCAGACGAAGGGUAUUUUUGCAAACAUGCUGAGACAUCUGGAAGAGAAUUCUGGAAUGAAAUUUAUCUGGGCAGAAAUAAGCUACUUUUCGCGAUGGUAUGAUAAUUUGGUCCCGCAGCAGAAAGAUAUGGUGAAGAAGUUGAUUAAAAAAGGGCAACUUGAUUUUGUAACUGGCGGGUGGGUGAUGUCGGACGAGGCCAACUCGCAUUGGUACUCGAUUUUGCUGCAGUUGACGGAGGGUCACACUUGGCUCAAGACACGUCUUAACAUCACGCCAACUUCGUCUUGGACAAUCGACCCGUUUGGUGAGUCGGCAACGGUUCCAUACAUUCUCAAAAACUCUGGCUUUGAGAACCUGCUGAUCCAGCGAACGCACUAUAUUGUUAAGAAAACUUUGGCGCAAAAACAGCAACUUGAAUUCCGUUGGCGUCAGCUGUGGGAUACCCGAGGUGAAACGGAUCUGCUGACACAUAUGAUGCCUUUUUACUCGUAUGACAUUCCCCAUACUUGUGGUCCUGAUCCGAAAAUUUGCUGUCAGUUUGAUUUUAAGCGUAUGCCCCAGUUCGGAUUGUCCUGUCCGUGGCGAGUGCCGCCACAGCCGAUUACCGAUGAAAAUGUGGCUAAAAAAGCCGAAUUGAUUGUGGAUCAGUGGCGGAAGAAGUCAGUGCUCUACAAGACGCGAAGUGUACUGAUUCCACUGGGUGACGAUUUCCGCUAUACCCACAGUAAGGAAUGGGAAGCCCAACGGGUUAACUAUGAGAAACUUUUUGAAUAUAUGAACAAUGAACCAUCGCUAAACGUGGAAGCCAAGUUUGCGACGUUGCAAGAGUACUUUAAUUCCGUUCGGUCUACUAUGGAUGUGGAAAAGUUUCCAUCGUUAAGUGGUGAUUUCUUCACCUACGCCGACGUAAAUGAGGACUACUGGAGCGGAUAUUACACCUCGCGGCCGUUCCACAAGCGGCAAGAUCGUAUCUUGAUGAACUACAUUCGAACGGCGGAUAUGCUGCAUUCCUGGCACAGCUGGGACGAUGAAGCGGAUUUGGAGCGCAGACUGCAGUACGCAAGGCAGGAGUUGUCAUUAUUUCAGCACCAUGAUGGCAUUACUGGAACGGCAAAAAAUCACGUGGUUGUAGAUUAUGCCAACCGGAUGGCGAAGGCGAUCGAAGAAUGCAAGUUCGUUAUGCAACAAGCUGUUUACAGACUUCUAACAAAACCCUCCGUCUACCAAGCGGAUCCAAAAUUCAGCUACCUUAGUAUUGAUGAUUCUCGUACAGUUGACGGACUGGAUACAUUCCGGCCAACGAUUAUCAUAGGCGAUGAGCUACCUAUCAAGCACUUGGUUGUCCAUAACUCGCUACCGCAUCAGCGGGAAGAGUUAGUAGAGGUCUACAUAGGUAAACCGUUCGUUACCGUGCAGGAUGCACGUGAUGGUUCGACCGUCACCUGUCAGGUCGCACCGGUAUGGACAUGGACUACCAGAUCCGAUGGAACCAGCACACCACAGGCAUCCACCACCAAAUUUCGACUACUGUUUCGCGCCUCGGUACCUCCGCUGGGUUUGGUGGUAUACACUAUCAUCUCUCGCAAUCACGCCGGUGAAAGCACUGGAGUUUCUUAUGCAAAAGUGACUAUACUUACGCACACGCCGUUUUCGAUCAAUCUCAAUGGUUAUCCGGAAGUCGCAGAAUUCAGCGACCCGAGAGAAACUUCGCUGAAGAUUGGUGAAGGUCCGGGAGCUUCGUUCAUUGCGAGUGGCCUGCUUAAAUCACUAUCCAUCGAAAGCCAUACUGUGCCGGUUCAUUUGGACUUCCUGAGAUAUGGAAUGCGAUUCGAGUCCGGUAAGAGUGGUGCCUACCUAUUUCAUCCGGAUGGACCGGCAACAAGACUGCGGCUGGGUGAUCCUGUUGUGCUGAUCGUAAAAGGUUCGUUGGAAGCCAGUGUAACCACCGGACUACCGUUUGCGGUGCAUCAAACGAUCCUACGAGGAGACGCUGUAGAAAUUCGAAAUCUGGUGGACAUUGGAGAACAGGAAAAUACGGAGAUUGUCAUGCGCGUUUCCACAAAUAUCAACAGUGGAGAGUAUUACUAUACCGAUCUCAAUGGAAUGCAAAUGAUCAAACGAAAACGGUUCAACAAAUUGCCACUGCAGGCCCAGUACUAUCCCGUUCCGUCCGCUAUGUUUAUCCAGGAUGAUAACCUGAGGCUUACGAUAUUGUCUGGACAACCGCUGGGCGGUGCGUCCUUGAAGACAGGAGAGAUGGAAAUAAUGCAAGAUCGUCGACUGUCGCAGGAUGACGACCGUGGUCUAGGUCACGGCGUACUGGACAAUCUUCCCGUUCUGCAUCUAUUCCGAUUGGUGCUGGAAAGUCGUGAGUCAUGCACGAAACUCGAUCCCGGCUAUCCGGCGGGUUUCUUGACAGCCGGUGCACACGCUGAGUUAAAAGCACUACUCCAUCCGUUGGAGAAACUAAUUUUCAACGAGAAUGAAUGGACCGGACUGGUGCCUAGCUUCGGUGUCAAUCACGAACCCCUAGAGAAAGGGAUGGAGGUUGUGGCGUUGAGGAACCUACCGCACGUGUUGAUUGGUAAAGAGAAAAAAUCUGCUGUUGGGUUAGUCGUACAUCGGACAAAUUUUGAAGACUGUGGCUCUGAAGCGAGCGGUGAGGGAAAUUUGAACAUUAAAAAGCUACUCAACUUGGACGAUGGACACGAAAUUUACGCCUCACUGCUGACUUUACUGCGGAAACAAGAACUGGUGUCAUCCGAUGAUAUCAGUCUAUGUCCGAUGGAUAUUAAGGCAUACAUUAUACAGCGAUAAACAGCGGACGUCUGAAAAUGGCAUGUUUGUUCUGAUUCCAUGUUAAUUUAAUGUAACAGCAGACUAUGUUUGAAACAAAUGCACGCUUAAGGGGCACAGCCGUUCCCUUAUUUUAUAAGAGAAGUAAUUUAUUAUAGUAGCUACUGGUAGAGACGAAUGAACCAAGUUCUUGUGAUGUCCGGUCGUAUUCUGCAUACCCAAAAUUCGCCGAUUCCUUAUUUGUGUGUGUACUGCUUCAAGUCUUCUCGUUUUUCUGUGUGAAAUAAUAGCAGGACUGGGAAUACUAAUGAAUGAUUCGUCGAUGCUGCUGACAACUUACAUUUAGGGGUGCAAUUUUGUUCGAGUGUACGAUUGGUUUAACGUGGAAACACACGUUUAAUAUCCAGAAUCCACUAAGUAAGAGUAAAUUUCAAUAAUGAUGUGACACAUUAAAUCCAAGAGGCGAUGAUAGUGAUAAAUUUAUAACAGAGAACAAAAUACAAUUGAUUAAAAACAAAUACGUGAGAAAAAUCAACACACGAAAAUGCGUAUUAUAUGACAAUUUCAUACUAAAGUCAGUUGUUUACUAUAGGAACUGUGACAA
This is a messenger RNA of Topomyia yanbarensis, 4368 nucleotides long. It is a transcript of the gene alpha-Man-IIa, whose product is annotated as alpha-mannosidase 2. The record is from RefSeq and is a predicted model, not a curated record. Gene Ontology annotation, cellular component: Golgi membrane. NCBI's taxonomy places the organism in Eukaryota, Metazoa, Arthropoda, Insecta, Diptera, Culicidae. The transcript is spliced from 7 exons. The coding region runs from base 372 to 3785 and encodes 1137 amino acids. Gene Ontology annotation, molecular function: alpha-mannosidase activity; carbohydrate binding. Gene Ontology annotation, biological process: mannose metabolic process; N-glycan processing; protein deglycosylation.